AUGAUAAAAAUGGAUAUAAAGUAAUUCUCUAUGCUUCGAUUAAUUGGUAAAGGAGCAUAUGGACAAGUGUUUUUGGCUAAAAAGAAGGAUACUAAUAAAGUAUAUGCUAUAAAAACAUUGAAAAAAAAAGAAAUUGAUAAAAAGAAAUAAGCUGUAUUUAAUCAUUUUUUAGAAUUAGUAACAUGUAAUGAUGGAAAAAACUAUUUUAAAUUAAGCCAAACAUUAAUUUAUUGUUUCCCUCUCAUAUACGUUUUAAUCUGACAAGCAUUUCUAUUUUGUUUUAGAAUAUUGUGCUGGUGGAGAUUUAUUCAGUUUAUUGAGAGUAAAAAGAAAGUUAAAAGAAGAAUAAAUAUAAUUCUAUGCAAUUUUAAUUAUUCAUGCCUUGUAAUUUCUACAUACUUAAAAAAUUAUUUAUAGAGAGUAAAUAUGGAAUUUUAUGUAUAGUUUAAAACCUGAGAAUGUACUCAUAGACGAAAAAGGUUAUAUAAAAUUAACUGAUUUUGGACUUUCUAAAAUAUUACUUUAAGAAAAGGCAGACUCAAUAGUUGGAACUCCUGAAUAUUUAGCUCCUGAAAUUCUUAAUAAAAAUGGAGAUGGAUAUGAUUAUAAAGUAGAUUGUUGGUCCUUAGGAUGUUUACUAUAUGAAAUGAUAGCUGAAUAACCUCCUUUCAUAUCAGAAUAGAGAGAUCAAUUGAUAAAGUUGAUUAAAAUUAAACAACCUGAAUUUAAUUUCCCCAUAUCUAAUGAACUUAAAGAUCUAAUUAUAUGUUUAUUGCAAAAAGACCCAAAAUAAAGACCAUCCUUAAUAGAAGUUAAAGAAUUUCCAUUCUUUAAAAAUGUUGAAGAUUGGCAGUCAUAUUUAUCCUAUAAAAUAAUACCUCCAUUCUUACCUGUAAUUCAUGGACCUGAAGAUGUAAGCAAUUUUGAUCCUGUAAAUGAUUUUAUCAUAACAUUUAGGAAUUUACUUAAUAAGAAUAAUUUGGCUCUCCAAGUGAUGGAUCUAACUCAGACAACAAAUUUCCUGGCUUUUCCGGUAACAAUUCUUAAUAAUGA
Molecule: messenger RNA, 1053 nt
Organism: Paramecium pentaurelia
Lineage: Eukaryota; Ciliophora; Oligohymenophorea; Peniculida; Parameciidae
Source: the annotation of a GenBank genome assembly